AUGAUGAACACGGGUUGGAGCGACGCUAUGAUGUUCGCGGCCACCGCGAUCGCGGUCGCUUCGGUGCCCGUGACGCACGGCGUCGCGGGCCAUCGGCUGCACGCGGGCGCGUCGCUUCCGUGGAAGUUUCGGAACAUCUUCUUCAGCGGAGGAAAGCGGUUCAUGGUGUUCCAAGGCUUCAGCUGGACGUUCUUCGCCGUCGCGGCGACGUGCGGCCUCCUCGCGCUCGGAAGUCGCUUCGUCCCGUUUUCGAUCGACUUCGACUCGCCCACGCUUCACGAGUGGUCGAUCUGCUCCGCGCUCAUAAGCGAGGUGCUCAUGGUCGCGUCGCUUUUGACGUACCAUCGAGGGUCGUCGAACACUCACGGACGCGGACACCGCCGCCAGCCGUCCACGACGACCGUCGAGAUCAGCAACACGGGAACGACCGUCAUCGCGGCGUUGUGCUGCGCGUUGGCGUUCGCGGGCGCGGCGCUUCUCCUCGCGGCGAAGAACUCGCGCGAAGCCCCCGCGGCUCGUCUCGGGUUCACGGUCUUAGCCCUCGCGUGCUUCGCGAUCGCGGUGCCGGUGACGCACGGCGUCGGAGGGCGUCUGCGCUGGGCGCUCGGCGGCGGAGACGCCUGGAGCUUCUGGCAACCCGGCACCGGGGGGAAACGGUUCGUGCUCUUACAAGCGUUCGGCUGGGCGUGCUUCUCGCUGAGCGUCGCCGGGUGCGUCGUCGUCGCCGCGGUCAUCCUCCGCACGAGCUCGGCGGCGCUGAUUCGAGGCGGCGGGGCGGCGAUCGGAGAGACGGGCUUGAAGCUUCUCGCGAUCGCGUCCUGGGUCUCCGGCGGCACGGGGUUCGCCGCGCAGAUCAUCACCGCGUGUUCGCUUCUGCACUUCGUCCCGAGAGGCGCGGGCGCGCCGGCGUCGCCGUCGUCGUCGCCGCCGUCGAGCCCGUCCAAGCGCGCGGCGUCGAUGAAGAUGUCGUCGUGGCGGGAGUUCGCGACGAUGCUGCUGGUCAUGCACGUCAUACACGCCCCGCACUUCAUCGUCAUCGCGCUCAUCACGACCGUCCUCGCAACGGCGCCGAGCUUCGCGUGGAGCGCGACGGUGUUGGCGAUCGGCGCCGCCGCGUACGCGCCAACGUUUUACGGCGCCCCCGGGUCGACGGGGUAUCGGUCGUGGAUCGGAUUUCAACACUGGAUGACGCGAGUCGUGGAGGACGUCGCGCGGAGGUGGCACGGGAAGUGCCGGGUCGUUCGACACGGGAAGGAGUGGCGCGUUAGAGACGACGAAGACGGGGAAAAACGCGAUGGGGAUUCCCCGCGGCGGGUCAUUUUCGGGUACCACCCUCACGGCAUGCUUCCGGCUGGGGCGUGUUGGUUCCAUCACACACCGCAAUUUGCGUCGCUUUUCCCUUCCAUACCGUCACCGGUCACGCUCGGCGCGAACGUCAUAUUUCGCGUGCCGUUGCUCCGAGACGUCGUGAUGUGGGCGGGCGCCAGGAACGUCUCGAGGAAGAGUUUCCUGAGGAGCUUGCGCGAGCGCGGCGCCGUCGUGUUGUGCCCCGGCGGACAAGCCGAGCUCGUCGAGCACGUGGGGGGGGUCGACGAUCACGUCGUGACGUUGUGCACGCGGCACAAGGGGUUUAUUCGCAUCGCGAUCGAGGAGGGCGCACACCUCGUCCCGGUGUUCGUCUUCGGCGAGUCGCAGGCGGUCAGGAACAUCAUCAAGUGGAAAUCCGCGCAGCGGUGGACGACCAAGCGACUCGGGUUUCCGAUGCCGUUCCUUCCCGCGGGAUACAAAGGGUUUCUGCCAUUGCCCGCGCCGUUGCCUUUGAGCUUCGUCGUCGGGCAGCCCGUGGAAGUCCCUCCGCCGAGUCCCGACGGCGUCGCCGCGGAGGAGGACGUCGCUCGCGUGUGCGUGGAGUACUACGCCAAGGUCGAGGAGCUUUUUCAUCGGUACAAAGCGAGCAGCGGGUUUCCUCAUCUCGAGCUCGUUCUCAAGCACGACUGA
Micromonas pusilla CCMP1545 is the source of this 1998-nucleotide messenger RNA. RefSeq lists its product as uncharacterized. Gene Ontology annotation, cellular component: endoplasmic reticulum membrane. Gene Ontology annotation, molecular function: diacylglycerol O-acyltransferase activity. NCBI's taxonomy places the organism in Eukaryota, Viridiplantae, Chlorophyta, Mamiellophyceae, Mamiellales, Mamiellaceae. The transcript has a single exon. Bases 1 to 1998 code for a protein of 665 amino acids. Gene Ontology annotation, biological process: triglyceride biosynthetic process. The record is from RefSeq and is a predicted model, not a curated record.